CUCAAAACAUCCACCACGUCGUCGUCGAAAAAAACGCAAAAACGGAGUUCCGUACCAGGGGGUCCAAUUUCGCCACGCUGAUGCCGUGUUUUUUUUUCUGAACUGUGCUGACGCCGUUCCGCCGUCCGCCUGACCAGACCAAAUUUUCUCUUACCCCGGAUGGGAGGAUCCAAUCGAAUCUUGUCGUACCUCCGCCGGCUCGGGGAAUUGUUGUGCCUCGGUGAUCGGGUAACAGGGCCGCUAACCGCGCUGCGCUGCUGUGUGUGUCGUGUGAUGUACCGUUGCGUCGUCGCACCCCCUUUCUUUUCGUUGGGCUGUGGGGGAUCGCCUGUCUCUGCUCUGGUCCCAGGGGGUAGCUCAAGAUACGGAGUCGGCAGCAAUAUGGGGAUGCGAUGGGGAGUGGUGAGAUUCUCGGACCUGGAGUACUGGAGAUGCGUUGGAGCCGGAGACGGGGUGUUCGAGAAGCCAAAGGGCCAUCGGGUCGCUGCGGGAUGUUGGGGAAGCUGGACGCGGAGAGAAUCUGAGUGUAUCGUGGUCACCUCCCGAAUUGGGCGCGAUUGGUUCGUGCGUUUUUCGAGAUUCCUUCCAUGUUGCGACUGCGACUUUUGCGAUUUGAACAGGCUCAACGAGCAUUACUUCGCCAGGUGUCACUUCUUCACGCAAAAUAGGGCAUUGCAAUCACUUAUACUGCUCAGUGUUCCAGCUCGACAAUGUCAUGGACCGAGGGACUAUGAGCAGCUGUUACCGAGUCGGCUGUAGGAUAAACAGCUGCCUGGCCUCUAAUUGGCUGGGUAUUUUGGAUAAAUAGAAGCAUUUAACCGGAACGUGGUCUCGUGAGCAUUAUCGGGAGCCCAGAUCGAAGAAAAGGGAGGCAAUUUCCUUGCGAAACACAACG
This is a messenger RNA of Neurospora hispaniola, 895 nucleotides long. RefSeq lists its product as uncharacterized. The record is from RefSeq and is a predicted model, not a curated record. NCBI's taxonomy places the organism in Eukaryota, Fungi, Ascomycota, Sordariomycetes, Sordariales, Sordariaceae. The coding region runs from base 160 to 759 and encodes 199 amino acids. The transcript has a single exon.